GAAAGUUAGGCAAGUAGCUCUCAAACCCACAUGAAGAAAUAACACUGACUGAAAACACCGUACAGAGAAAACAGAAGCAGCUGCUGAAAACGACAAACACAGAAAGAGAAGUAGUAACAUUUCAUUUUCCCACUUCCAAAUUAACUGGCAACCCUCUGAGAAAUUGAUGGUUGCAACACAAACCAGAAAAACCAGACUCUGAUCACCAUUCCCUAUCUGAAAGACUAGGCACAGAGAGCAGUCAAGCUGCGAUACAUGGUAAUGCUGGACGAGCAAAAGGAACACGAAGAUAGGAGCUGCAACAUUAGUAAGUUUCACAACAAUUAAUUCCGUACUGCAAUUAUGGAUGAAGACUCGGGGCGUAUUGAAGAUGUGUCAAAAAACUAUGGGAGCAACUUUCUCAUCGUGGUACAAGAUGGUGCACCUGGAAAAGUUUUCAGGAGGGUAAAUGCAACAAUUCACACUUUUUUUUAAUUAGUGAAUUGAAUAUAGAAUUAAAAUAUGUUAAACUUAAGUUCACUUUACAGAAAACAUUGUCACACGGACAAAAACACAUUUUUUUUUUACUUUAUUUUUCACCAAAUCAUAAACAAAUGAUCAUGCAUGUAGAUAGCAGUAAUCACAAAAAGCUUCAUGAUUAUUCUCGUGUUGGUUAUUUAUGCUCUAGUGUGAUCAAUUUCUGACAGUAAUAAAAAAAAAUAAAAAGGAAAUACUUCUUUUAAUGCUACACCAUAGUUGUGUUUGACAGUUUUCUAGUCUGUCUUGUUUGGACUUGUUUUGCUUCAGGGCCUUGCUAUCCUUCCCCUUCAUGUUGCUGCCUCUAACAGAAGAGUAAAGAGCAUGCAGAGCCUGUUGUCAGCAGGAACAGACCCUGAAAUGAGGGACCAGCUCGGUCGAACCACACUACACUUGGUGAUAGCCAGUUGGCCCAGUAUCCUGACUACUUGGCCAAAACCAGGUUCCAAGUUCCAGACUGCUGUGAUCGCCGUGCACAGGAAGGCAGAGGCCUGUCUACAGCUCCUCUGUGAGCAUGGUGUUAACAUCAAUGCGCAGGUGGAGGGAGAGAGUCAUCAGACAGCUCUCCACCUAUCAGUACGCUACGCUGCUGUGUCUGCUGUCCAAAUUCUUGCCAGCUAUGGUGCCGAUGUUAAUGCCAUGGACAGCAGUGGGAUGACGCCCCUGCAUAUGGCCGCUGGAAUCCUCCACAAGGAUAUUAUAGCGAACUUGAUCAGGCAGGGAGCAGAUAUCAAUAUGGGGGUGAAGCACACUGGAAACACUCCUCUGCAUCUAGCUGUUGUGGCAAUGGCUAUGAAGACCUCUCAAACCCUGGAAGACGACAUUAGCUGCAUCUCUGGGCUGCUGGAGCAUGGGGCUGAGCCCAAUGCAGAGAACAAGGCGGGAAUUACACCUUUACAGGAGGCGUGCAGCAUGGGCAACGAGGAGCUGGUGGACCUGCUGCUCAAGUACGGAGCUAACAUCAAUUACUUGAGUCGAGCGGGGGAGAACUGUCUGUUUCUGUUCCUGAACCACAGGCCUAAUUUAAAGAAAAGCUCCCUGCUCGUAAAACUCCUCAGCCUGACCUCCCCGCUCACCGUCUUCAACCAAAACGGCAACCUGCCCUCAACUUUGACAUUACCAUGUUUCUUCAAGCAGAAAGACCGUUUACUAAAACUCAUUCAGCAGCCAAGAAGGCUUCAGGAUAUUUGCAAGAGUGAUAUUUAUCUGAAACACAUCCGAGGCAAGAAAGGGGAAUUGAAAAAAAUCCUGCCUGAGAGGCUAUAUGACUUUGUCUUCAACUGCUGGGAGAGCAUACACAUCUCCUUUGUGAAUGAUGAUGAACAUGACUCCUUUAUUAACGUACUUGAGAUUACUCCUAGUUGACACCUUUGUGUCAGUGACCGAAAGCAACAGAUACACCUUAAAUCUAAAAACUACGAACAUACAAACCGUACCUUCAGGUCUCUGUGCAUUAUUCCCCUGGAGUGAAUGUACUCCACCCCUUCAAGUAUGUUCCUCAACAGGCUGACAGUGUGUUCAGUAUCAACACAUCCAUAAGGACCUGAAAAUACAAAAGGGCAACGUUUCAUUAAUUUAUAAAAUUGUAUUUUAUAUCUUAGAACACAUUUGAAAUAAAUCAUCACCAUUAAUAAAUUAAAUGCCAUUAGCAGUCAUUUGUAAAUGGGGAGAAACUGAUAAACAAUCUAAAAUUGUGUGCUUUUAGUAAAUGAAAUCUGCAGAGUAAUUGCAUAAUGUGUUAAACAAUUACAUCUU
Xiphias gladius (swordfish) is the source of this 2271-nucleotide messenger RNA. RefSeq names its product ankyrin repeat domain-containing protein 61-like. The record is from RefSeq and is a predicted model, not a curated record. Bases 841 to 1881 code for a protein of 346 amino acids. The transcript has 4 exons. Lineage: Eukaryota; Metazoa; Chordata; Actinopteri; Istiophoriformes; Xiphiidae. Gene Ontology annotation, molecular function: protein binding.